AUUGCGGGAUGUGAGCGGCGUCGGAGGAUGAGCGAGGCCUGAGGAAACUCGACCGCUACCCGUGCGACUUAUCGCAGUAGGCGAGCCAAUCCGAGGUCUGCGACGGAUGUCCCCACUGAGUCCCGGGGGACGUAUAGUGGGAGGAACGGAAACGACCAUCGAGGACGUGCCCUACCAGGUGGUGCUCCAGGUGAAUGGAAUCUACCUCUGCGGAGGCACCAUCAUCAGCGACCAAUGGAUCCUGUCGGCUGCCCAUUGCAUGGGCUACUCCACUAAACUGCUGCAGGUCCGAGCCGGGUCCGUCCACGAGCAAUCUGGAGGCUCUCUCCACGGAGUCGAGGAAGUGAUCGUCCACGAGGAGUACUUAAUGAACGCCUACAGCGUGCCCGAGAACGACGUGGCCUUGCUUCGCUUGAAGGAGCCAUUGGCGCUGGACAGCACCCGCCAGACAAUUCCUCUGUAUGAAAAAGACGAGGAGGCCAAAGUUGGGGCCUACUCCACCAUCACCGGAUGGGGAGCCAUCACCCAGGGUGGCCCCACAUCCUCCGUCUUGCAGACCGUUCAGGUGCCCAUCAUCUCCAAGGAGAAGUGCAACGAAGCUUACAGGACAUUUGGAGGACUCCCUGCAGGCCAGAUCUGCGCUGCCUACCCUGAGGGUGGAAAAGAUUCUUGCCAGGGUGACUCCGGUGGUCCCCUUGCCAUCAAUGGUCGUCUUGCCGGGGUGGUAUCCUGGGGCAAUGGCUGCGCCAGACCUGGGUGGCCUGGUGUCUACACCGAGGUCGCCUCUUAUCGAGACUGGAUCCAUCAGAAAUCCGGAAUUUAAAUGGACCCUUCCUUUGGCUCUCUGGCAACUUCCACGACCCUUAACAAUGCAACGUUGGUUCUCGCUGACAACCUUGUGAAUUCUUC
Orussus abietinus is the source of this 909-nucleotide messenger RNA. RefSeq names its product trypsin-1. The record is from RefSeq and is a predicted model, not a curated record. The transcript has 2 exons. Gene Ontology annotation, molecular function: serine-type endopeptidase activity. Bases 107 to 823 code for a protein of 238 amino acids. Gene Ontology annotation, biological process: proteolysis. NCBI's taxonomy places the organism in Eukaryota, Metazoa, Arthropoda, Insecta, Hymenoptera, Orussidae.